AUGACUGAACAUAACAGCAUAACAGUACAGAACUGUGCUAGCGUGUUAGAUAAAAAGUGUGUGUGAGUGAGUGACGAGCUAUAUUCAGAGCUCUGCUGCCUUCAUGCUGUUGUAUGAUUGAUGUUUAGCUAGGGUAUUUAGUGUCCACAGCACCUCUGCUUUUAGGGUUGACUCAGACCCAAACGUCACCCGGAGGUCCCCCGAUGUUGUUGCAGGAGCUGCUGCACUAGCUAACGCUACACUAGCUAACGCUACAUUAGCAACAGGUGCAGCAGGCUUCAAACACGUUCCCCGCCACUGGUUUCCACCAAGCACUACAUUCAAUGUUUUCCAACCAAAUACGGUUGAACUUACACUUCCCCAUAUUUAUUUGUAAGUAGAUUCGAAGAUACCUGAGUUUCUGACUACCGCUAGCAGCUAGCUGAAGCUUGGUUGCUAGGUUACUAGCUUGGAGGUUCCAUGUUGAUUUAUUUCAAUACAAAGACUAUUACGAUACUGGUUACUUUGCAGCCCGGACAUUUCCCCCAAAACACAUUUAGACGCGUUCCCAACACAGAAGUAGCCUACCUUUCAAAUCUGAUCAUUUUUAAGACCUUCUAAAUCAUAUUUAAGACCUUUCUUAUUUAAGACUUUUUAAGGCCUUCAAUUCUGAUUAUCAAAUGUAAGACUUUUUAAGAUCCCGCGGGAACCCUGUCAAUAAUCCCUGAAUGUCAACAGCUGUUAGGGUCACUUUUUAGUGGCCCCUGGUUUCUGUUUCGUAUUGAUCUUCUUGCAGUCUUUUGUAUUUGCAGCAUUGCGUUUCUGCAUUGCUUUAGUAAACGCUGCGCAUGUUUCUUGACGUUGGUGUAGAUGUUUCUAUAUUUGCAUUUGUUUUGGCACAUUUGUGUUUUGAAACUGCAGCAUGUUUCUCCUUAUGGAAGUGGUUUGGGCCGUUGUAACGUGUUCACACCUGCCGGCCACUGUAGAUCGUUGCCCCUCCCAUGUUUUGAUUUCCAUUCAAUAAAGUGUAAUUCCACAAAGACAGGACAGAUAUAAACUCAUGAGCUUGAGAGAUCGGAUGACUUACUUACCCAGAAUCAUUAUACCCGCUAGAGAACUACCCAAAAGUACUAGGAAAAUCUCAUUAAAGCUUUUCGCUUUCUGAUUUGAAAAAGUUUGCAAUACAAAAAGAUGGGAUAAAAGGCUGAUGGAAGCAGAAUUCAGGCAUUCAUUAUCUGCGUUUGCUCAACAGCAAAAGUGAAGCAAAUUUCCUUCUACUAUAGUGGGAGCAACUGCCCAUACACAAGCGCAGUUGUACUGCAAAUGAGUGAGUCAGUGAUCCUGCCAGUGAAGGAUUUCAAGAUGGCGCCUGUGUCGGCAUGCCGCUCCCUCAGCUCUCUGCCUUUAGCUAUCCUGUUUUUGUUUGUCAGAAUGUCCCUGCUCUGCUUGUCUAUGAUCGCCAAGCUCUCCUCCACCUAACGGGCCCUCCACACUACAAGCGUUUCAGGCGUAAAAUUACGCCUCUAGCGCGUCUGCCCAUUCACUUUGAAUGGGGUGACGUCACGUCCGCUCACGUUUUCGCCGAACUGCAUCACGGGAAGGCAAGCGUAACUUUGAGAGCGUCUCGCGCGUAAAAAGUUGAACAAUGUUGAACUUUUUACGCACGAAACGCUCUCUCGGUUCCUGACAAGGAACGUUUCAGAAAAUCUGACAGCUCAAGCCGUAGCCAAUCAAAAACCGCGCAUACGCUGGGAGAGAUAUCCUGAGAUAUCCCGCCGUUCAUGUCUAUAUUUGAAAUAAAAUGGACGAGGUUAUAAUCGUAGCGGUAGCGAAUCACCCUGUAUUAUUUGAUGUGACCCUGUUCACAUACCGGGAUAGAAACCAGAGGAACCAGGCAUGGAAGGAGGUGGCAGAGACAGUGGGGGAAACUGACGAAGUGUGCAAAAAGCGUUGGAAGUCCCUCAGGGACCGAUACCGCAGGGAGAGGAUCCUGGAGAAGGAAGGGAAAAGUAGCGGGGCAGGGGCUUCCGGGGGAUCUAAGCCCUGGCGUCUCGCGGCAGUAAUGAGCUUUUUAAAGCCCUUCAUGCUGGACCGUGAGACGUCCAGCAAUUUCCCCCGGCAACCCCUGCCUCCACCCACCGGAGCAGAAGAAGAGGAAGACUCUAUGGGUGACAGCCUGGAUGACAGUCUGGAAAGCCAGCCAGAGCCAGGUAGCAGUCAGCCGGCCAGUCAGCCGGCCAGUGUGCCAGACGGUGUGCCAGACGGUGUGCCGGCCAGUGUGCCAGCAUUCCGGGGGAAGAAGAGCAGGGGAAGGGAGAUGUCCCCUUUUGAGGAGAACCUGCUGUCGGCCGUAGGCCCGAUGCUGGCCAUGCCACCACCACCACCAGUGGUGGAGGUGGAAGACGAGGACCUCCUUUUUUUAAGGAGUCUCUGGCCUGCAAUGCAAAAGCUGAGCAGGACGAGCAGCAUGAGACUGAAAAUGAAGCUACAAGAGGCGGUCCUCCACAGAAAUGGACAUUAAUAAUUAAUUAAUUAAUUAGAUACUGAUACUGAUACUG
Gymnodraco acuticeps is the source of this 2537-nucleotide messenger RNA. Its product is annotated as transcription factor Adf-1-like. Gene Ontology annotation, cellular component: transcription regulator complex; nucleus. Gene Ontology annotation, molecular function: DNA binding. The transcript is spliced from 2 exons. The record is from RefSeq and is a predicted model, not a curated record. NCBI's taxonomy places the organism in Eukaryota, Metazoa, Chordata, Actinopteri, Perciformes, Bathydraconidae. Bases 1781 to 2500 code for a protein of 239 amino acids. Gene Ontology annotation, biological process: regulation of transcription by RNA polymerase II.